AACAGAACAAAGAACAGAAGGUCACCGCAUGAAACAUGUUGUUAAGAAAAUUCAUUUUAUUGGCAUUGGCGGUACAGGAAUGUGCGGAAUUGCCGAAGUACUUCUGACGACGGGGCAUUACCAAAUUAGUGGUUCUGACAUGACCUCUAAUGCGGCGACUAAACGACUUAAAAAGUUAGGCGCAACCAUACAUAUCGGUCAUAAAGCAGAAAACUUAGCUAAGGUCGAUGUUGUUGUGGUGUCAACGGCCAUCUCCGAGGAAAAUCCAGAAGUGAUUUUGGCACGAGAAAAAGGUAUUCCGAUUGUGCCAAGAGCAGUUAUGUUGGCCGAAUUAAUGCGUCUAAAACAAGGAAUUGCCAUUGCUGGAACGCACGGUAAAACCACAACGACAAGUUUAGUCGCUAGUGUUUUAGCACAAGGUGGCCUUGAUCCUACUUUCGUGAUUGGAGGGCGUUUAGUUUCAGCAGGAGCUAACGCAAGAUUAGGUGCGGGUGAUUUUAUUGUAGCCGAGGCAGAUGAAUCUGAUGCAUCAUUUUUAAAUUUGUUACCCGUCAUUGAGGUCAUUACCAAUAUUGAUGCUGAUCAUAUGGAAACCUAUGGUCACGAUUUUAAUAAAUUGAAACAAGCUUUUGUCGAUUUUACACAACAUUUACCUUUUUAUGGCUUGGCCGUCCUAUGUGUGGAUGAUCCUCAUGUAAGAGAGAUCAUACCUAGGAUAAGUAAACCGAUUAUUCGUUAUGGAUUUGCAGAAGAUGCACAAAUUCGUGCAAUCGAUGUGGUUGCUAAAAAUGGACAAAUGCAGUUUAAGGUUAAACGCGUUGGUGAAAAAGACCUCAAAGUGACCCUCAACUUACCAGGGUUACACAAUGUGCAAAAUGCAUUAGCUGCGAUUGCCAUUGCCACCGAACUGGAAGUUGAUGAUGCAGCCAUAGUUGAAGCACUAAAAACCUUUGAUGGUGUAGGAAGACGUUUCCAACGGUAUGGCGAGAUCGCUACAAAGCAAAAUGGGACGUUUACCUUGAUUGAUGAUUAUGGUCAUCACCCCGUUGAAAUGAAGGCGACGAUUGAAGCGGCCAGAGGCGCAUUUCCCAGUAGGCGUUUAGUUUUAGCUUUCCAGCCACACCGCUAUACUCGUACACGAGAUUGUUUUGAAGAUUUUGCCAAUAUUUUAUCGUCGGUAGAUGGUUUGUUAUUAACAGAAGUUUACGCUGCAGGUGAGCAGCCUAUUGUUGCAGCUGAUGGUCGAUCGUUGGCAAGGGCAGUGCGUGUCCAUGGUAAGGUGGAGCCCGUUUUUGUGGAAGAUGUUGCGCAUUUGCCAAGUCAAAUCCUUGAAUUUGCACAAAAUAAUGACGUCAUCAUCUGUAUGGGAGCAGGAUCGAUCGGUGGUGUACCUGCACAAGUUGUUGAAUUGGUUAAUGAUAUGCAAGUGAAACAAAAAGUCGUUGUGAUCAUGGGCGGAUGGUCAGCUGAGCGAAGUGUGUCCUUAGAGUCAGGUAUGGGUGUCCUUAAUGCCCUCAAAAGUCGUGGCGUAGAUGCUCAUGCUUUUGAUUUGGGACAUGAUGCUUUGUCUAAAUUGCAAGAAGAGCAAUAUACUCAAGCCUUUAUUACGGCACAUGGUCGUUAUGGUGAGGAUGGCUGUUUACAAGGGUUGCUUGAAAUUAUGCACAUUCCCUACUCGGGAAGUGGCGUUUUGGCGUCGUCCAUGGCGAUGAAUAAAGAAACCACUAAACGGUUAUGGAGCAGCUUUAAUCUUUCGACCCCACAAUUUCGCAUGCUUAGUCAAGAUACUGAUUUUGAUGCCGUUGUUGAAGAGUUGGGGUUACCGCUCAUGUCACCGUAUUCUGCUGUGAUGGUCGAAGAAUAUAUUAUUGGUGAUGAACUGACAUGCGCCAUGAUCGAAAACGUUGAUGGAACUGUGCAGGCAUUACCUUUGAUUCGGAUUGUGCCUAAGACUGGUAGUUUUGACUUUGAAAGUAAAUACUUACGUGAUGAUACUGAAUUUCAUAUUCCGUGCGGUUUAAGUGACGCGAUGGAGCGUGAAAUCCAAACGUUGGCAUUGGCAGCUUAUAAAACGUUAGGAUGCAGAGGUUGGGCAAGAGCUGAUGUCAUGCUCGACAAAAAUCGUAACAAACCUUUUUUAUUGGAGAUGAAUACAGCACCAGGGAUGACCAGUCAUUCUUUAGUUCCCAUGGCAGCUAAGGCAGCUGGGUUAUCGUAUGAAGAUUUGGUGAUAAAAGUGUUGGCAACGGCUCGCAAUGAUCAUCAAUUGAAUAACUCAUUCAUACUUUGGCAAGAUGAAAAAAGUUUAAAUGACCUUGGCCGAGCCUUGAUGUGGUUAGUUGCGGCAGUUUUUUGCUUUGUACUCUUGUUGGGAUUAAGGCAACUGCCUUGGUUUGAGGUUAAGCAUGUGAUUGUUGAGAGCGAUAAAGACGAAACAUUGCGCUUUAUCAAUCAAAAACAAAUUGAAGGCGUGUUGCGACAAAGUCAAGGAGGUAAUUUGUUUGCCAUUGAUUUGCAAGGAAUUCGACAACAGGCGAUGCAGUUACCUUGGGUAAGGCAGAUCACGGUGCGACGAGUAUGGCCAAAUACGCUGCUUCUUAGAAUUGAGGAGCAUCAACCUUUGGCAAGAUGGAAGGAAGGGGCGUUGGUUAAUGCGCAAGGAGAAUUGUUUUUUGCCAGUAGUGCACAAGCAGAAGAAGAUGGUGAAUUGCCUGAGCUGUCUGGACCUGAUGGUUCGGAAAAGAUGGUGUCGGAUAGGUUUAACGAUAUUAAUCAAUGGAUUAAACCCUUAAAAACCAAGGUGCGUCGUUUGGUGUUAAGUGACCGUUAUGCGUGGGAUGCUGUUUUGAGUAACGGAUUAACGCUAAAACUUGGACAAGAACGUAAGGAAGGUUGGUUACAGACCCGUGUGAAACGGUUUGUAGCAAGUUACCCCAGUGUGGUCAAAAAAUGGGGACGAGAUAUUACGGUGGUUGAUUUGCGUUACAGCAAUGGUUUUGCUGUAACAGCUAGAAAUUUAGAGUUUGUAUCAGAGCUGGGCGCUAGACAAAACAUGAGUCGCGAAGCGAAAAAUAUUUUGAUUGCAUUGGAUAUUGGCACAUCCAAGAUCGUUGCUUUGGCUGCAGAAGUCCAACCCGAAGGGCAUUAUGAUGUCAUUGGAUAUGGUUAUAGUGAUUCGAAAGGUCUUAAAAAAGGUGUGGUUGUCAAUAUUGAAAGCACGGUGCAAUCGAUCACUAAAGCCAUUGAAGAACUGGAGUUAAUGGCUGAUUGCAAAGUACAUAUGGUAUGCACAGGAGUUGCAGGUAGCCAUGUCAAAGGAUUUAAUUCGGUAGGCAUGGUGGCGAUUAAAGAUCGUGAAGUUUCACAAGCCGACGUUGAUCGUGUGAUUGAAACGGCCAGUGCGGUUAAUUUACCUAACGAUAAACAAAUUCUCCAUACCUUGACACAAGAGUACAAAAUUGAUGACCAAGAAGAAAUCCGUGAGCCUAUUGGUAUGAGUGGAUUAAGGCUGGAAGUGAAGGCUCACAUAGUAACGGGUUCGAUUUCAGCAGUACAAAAUAUUAUCAAGUGUAUUCAUCGUGCUGGGAUUGAUGUUUCCGAUUUGGUAUUACAGCCAUUAGCAUCAAGUUAUGCCGUUUUAACGGAAGAUGAGAAGGAGUUGGGCGUUGUUUUGAUCGAUAUUGGCGGCGGCACAACGGAUAUUGCGAUUUUCGCGGGCGGUGCUAUUCGCCAUACAGCGGUGAUUCCAAUCGCUGGUGAUCAAAUCACCAACGAUAUUGCCAUGGCAUUGCGUACGCCGACUCAGGAUGCUGAAAUGAUUAAGGUUGAGCGCGGGGUUGCAAAACAAAUGUUAACGGACCCUGAUGAAAUGAUUGAAGUGCCUAGUGUCGGUGAUCGAGAGCCAAGGGCAAUUUCAAGGCAAGUGCUUGCAGCAGUGAUCGAACCACGAGCUGAUGAAUUGUUUCGACUCGUACAAGAAGUCAUUUCCCAGUCAGGUUGGGAAGAUGCGUUGUCAUCAGGGGUGGUACUGACAGGGGGAGCUUCGUUAAUGCCCGGGAUGGUUGAAUUAGCAGAAGAAGUGUUUUUAAAGCCAGCGCGAGUAGGUAUGCCGCACUAUGAUCGAAAUCUCAAAGAAAUGGUGCGUUCACCACGUUAUGCAACCGCCAUUGGCCUUUUAGAGUAUAGCUAUCGUCGUUUGGGUAAAACAGUAGAGGUUGAGGCAAUUGUGGAUAUUACCGAUAUUAAAGUCGUAGAGCCUGAUUUAUCGUCGGGCAUCGUCAUCAAGGUCGUCGGGGUCGGUGGUGCGGGUGGCAAUGCCGUUCAGCACAUGAUAGAGCGUGGCGUUGAUGGCGUGGAAUUUAUUUGUGCUAAUACAGAUGCACAGGCGUUAACGCGUUCUGGCGCAACAAAGCUCAUUCAGCUUGGCAAAUCAGGUUUGGGUGCUGGCGCACGUCCUGAAGUAGGCCGAAUGACUGCUGAGGAUUGUCGCGACAAGAUCGCUGAUGCGAUUCGUGGUGCCAAUAUGGUUUUUAUUACUGGCGGCAUGGGGGGGGGUACAGGUACUGGCGCGGCACCUGUUGUAGCACAAGUUGCUAAAGAAAUGGGUAUUUUGACCGUGGGUGUGGUGUCCAAGCCAUUCCAGUUCGAAGGCAAAAAACGCAUGGAUUUGGCAGAAGUGGGUGCAAAUGAGUUGGCCAAAAACGUCGAUUCCUUGAUUGUUGUUUUAAAUCAAAAGCUUUUUGAAGUGAUGGACGACGAUGCAGGUUUAGAUGAUGCCUUUAAAGCAGCCGAUGAUGUUUUGUACAAUGCGGUAGCUGGGAUUGCCGAAGUCAUUACCUCAGAAGGUAUUGUUAAUGUUGACUUUGAAGAUGUACGUACUGUAAUGGCAGAGCAAGGCAAAGCCAUGAUGGGGACAGCAACAGCAAAAGGUCCUGAUCGGGCGAGAAAUGCAACUGAACAGGCAGUUAAAAGUCCUUUACUGGAAGGCAUUAACUUGGCAGGUGUUCGAGGUGUUGUUCUCAAUAUUACGGGUAGUCGUUCUAGCUUAAAACUUCGUGAGACACAAGAAGCUGCUGAUAUUGUUAAUCAAUAUACACAUGGUGAAGCUACACUCAUUUUUGGUGCGGUGUACGAUGAUACGAUGGGAGACGAGAUUCGUGUGACGAUUAUUGCGACGGGUUUAGGUGACGCACAAAAACCUAUCCGAGGUUUGGAGUCGCCACAGCAAUUUAAUCAGACACAAGAAGCGCCACAGGUGCAGCAAGCUGCUCAUGUUCCACCAAAUCCAUGGAGUAAUACGGUCAAUAGCGCGACACCCAUUCCGCAAGGUAUUCCGAAUUAUGGUGGGCAUGGUGAGCGAGCGCCUACACAUGCUCAGGAGCCUCAGAUUCCUGUUGCAGCAAGCGCAGAUGCAACUCGCAAACCAAGUAUGCCAGCUGGGGUUUGGCAGGUCAAUAGUGCGCGGCAGUCAGCCAAUGCUCAAAUUGAUGCGUUAAGAGAAAAGGGUUAUGAUACAUUGGAUAUCCCAACGUUUUUGCGCAAUCAAGCUGAU
Messenger RNA from Darwinula stevensoni, 5551 nucleotides. The record is from the annotation of a GenBank genome assembly. NCBI's taxonomy places the organism in Eukaryota, Metazoa, Arthropoda, Ostracoda, Podocopida, Darwinulidae.